AUGUCUUCAGCAAACAGCGAUCCAACACUUCCACAUUCUUCUUCCACUUCCUCUUUAAAUACGCCUCCUAUCGAAAACACUCUUCUGACUCCCUUAAGUCCUGCUACAAUUCUUGAAAAAUACAAGGGAAAGAAAGAUUCAAAGAAAGGUAACGCACCGAUCCUAAAACAACCUUUUUUUAAAAUAACCGCGUCUAAUAAAUUUCAAGUCGUGAUCCAAUUUCUAAGAAACCAACUUAACUAUAAAGUAUCAGAUCCUUUGUUCUUAUAUGUAAAUAGUGCUUUCUCACCGGCUCCUGAUGAGAUUGUGUCAAAUUUGCACAAGUGUUUUAGCACAGACGGGCAUCUUAUAAUAAAUUAUUGUACAACUGCAGCAUGGGGUUAG
Messenger RNA from Dentiscutata heterogama, 384 nucleotides. The record is from the annotation of a GenBank genome assembly. Lineage: Eukaryota; Fungi; Glomeromycota; Glomeromycetes; Diversisporales; Gigasporaceae.